AGUCAAGUCUUGUUGUGCAUCGCGCGUGGCGUUUGCGUCGUUGAAAUAUAACCACGAUAUAACGUGUCGUCGGCCGGUUUUAAGGCUUCUGUGUGACUCGAGUCUGAAACGGAGUCAAAAAGUUCGCCGUACAGCUUUCGGGGUAAUAAUCGAAACGGCGCUGCUGACCAGUCGUGGGCACAUGUAUGUGGCUUGCUGGUGGCUGUCUGGAGCGACGGAGCAGGUUGAACGAAACCGCCUUUCAAGGCCUGCAGUUCGAUUUGAGUAAGACACCCGGCAAUGGCGGCACCUCAGUUCAUCGCGACGGACUCUAUCGACGGCGUAUGGCCCUUCCUUCAGAGCAUCGAAUGGCGGGAUCCGUGGCUAGCGAUCCUCCUGACAUUUCACGUAGCAGUAACAACGACCGCUCUGAUGACCAGAAAUCAUGCAAAUUUUCAAAUACUUCUGUUCCUCAUAUUGCUUCUCCUUGUUUAUUUUUCCGAAAGUAUUAACGAGGCUGCUGCCACGAAUUGGAUGGUAUUCUCAAGACAACAAUACUUUGACUCCAAGGGUCUUUUCAUUUCCAUUGUAUUCUCCAUUCCAAUACUGAUGAACUGCAUGAUUAUGAUAGCUAGUUGGUUGUAUCAAUCCAGCCAGUUGAUGACGAGGCUAACAAGAGCUCAGCUGAGGGAGCGUACAAGAAAUCGUCUUGGCGACGGUGAUUCGACAAACACGAACGGUAAAUCAACGCGACAGAAACAGGAGUAAUGAGCGCAAGAAAAAUCUAGUCAGAUAUGAUGCAUAACUGUAUGAGAGAUAAAAAGGAAGAUAAAGGAAGUCAACGCCUAUCUACAUCGAGAAAUGGUACGAUACGAUAUGACGACGAUUAUAUUCUCUGACGAGAAUGAAGAUAGGUACUGUACGUGAUAAUUAUCUAUGCAUACUGAUGAUAAUUACUGUAAAAUAUAGAAGACGAACGAUGUGUGCGCGUGUGUGUAUUAUAUAUUGAUAAUUUUUUGCGGGUGAGAAAGGAAGAGUGAGAGAAAUUUCGAAUCAGGUGAAGAAGAAUGAAUCUUUGCGUCUGCACGUGUCGCGAUCAUGAAUUAAAUUUUCAACACACAAACUAAUGCUUACUUAUAGUCGCGUUUCAAUUUCUUUCUUCGCUUUUUACGGAAGGAAAUUAACAAAAAUAGAAUAAUAAUAUUAAGGCGAAAAAGUAAAUACAGUGACAUCACAACGGAUUGAAUAUAUCCUGCAACCUAGUUGAUCAUUUGAAAAUAGAAACACAGUAAUGAUAGCUGAAACGUUAAUGACGGCCUAGCGAGUCAUCCAGCUUGCAAGUUUUGUCCGAGCGUUCGCUUGAUCACGAGCGUGAUUCUUCGAUAUUAAGUCGUUCUUGGUUUGCCUAGUUCUGGUAGAGUUUGGUGAAUUCGGAAUAAACAGGCAAAUCGAAAGACGUAUUAGUGAUUUCUCUGAAUACUGUCUUUCCUGCGAAGUUGUUACGCGAUUUAAUUUGACUCGUUAUAACGCGUCGAUUAAUUAAUUAUGUUUAAUUAAGCGCGUUAAUAUUUCACGUUCACGUGUACAAUUUAUAAGCUUUGCAUAUUUGUAAGUUUGGACGAAAAUGCUUAAUAUCGUUAACGGAUUGAAUGCUUGUCAUUUCGUUUUCAUCUUCGCUUAUAAUAUUUUAUACGCAUUAUAAAAAUAAUUACAAAUCAUCUGCAUAAUAAAUUAUCUGCACAUACAUUCCCGUGACUUAUAUAAUACGAUAUGAGAUCAAAGUUCUUUUUAUUUGUUCUGUAGAAAAUUUGGAUUUGUUUCUGUGAGAGAAUGGACUUAGUUGAUGUUUGUCUGUGCUGAUUGUUUCUCGUGUAUGAUUGUUUGUUACGAAGAAAAAUGAAUAAACCAAUAGACGGACAGAAGUAUUUUCACUGAACUCUAUUACGGAGUUUAAGGUGGUACUCUUUAUUUUAUCAAAAGGUUUGCGCGAAUGUGUAAAGGGGGGAAUGUACUUAUGUAUACAUAUGUAUAUUUAUACUAAUAGAUCACGUGUGAUAAUAAAUACGAUACGACCUACCUAUAAUGUAUUUGUCGCUACAAUAUUUGUAUAAUGUGAUUGUAUUAGGAGUGGAUGAUCGAUGUGGUGAUUUAGACGAUCUCGCGAUAAUAUUUGGAAACACGGAAGAAUUAAAAAAAAUUGUAUUUGUAUCAACAAUCCCAUUUCCCUUAAUUUCUUUUGUUUUAUUUGUUACUACGAUUACUAGUGUAAUAUUAUAUUAUGUAUUGUAAAUUUACUCAUCACGCAUUUUCUUGCCUUGCCUUGACAACAGUAAACCAUCCGACUGCAAUCAUAAAGAUCUAUUUGUAUUUAAUAUGAUACAUAUGUCACUGCUAUUGUUAUAAGCCUUACAAAAUUAUGUAACAAAAUAUUUGUAAUAACCCGUAUUAGGUAUUAAAAAUGUGCCAGAUAUAAA
Molecule: messenger RNA, 2453 nt
Organism: Neodiprion virginianus
Lineage: Eukaryota; Metazoa; Arthropoda; Insecta; Hymenoptera; Diprionidae
Gene: Tmem18
Product: transmembrane protein 18
Exons: 5
Coding region: 280-747 (155 amino acids)
Cellular component (GO): nuclear membrane
Source: RefSeq, a predicted model, not a curated record